Molecule: messenger RNA, 3978 nt
Organism: Nematolebias whitei (Rio pearlfish)
Lineage: Eukaryota; Metazoa; Chordata; Actinopteri; Cyprinodontiformes; Rivulidae
Product: protein kinase C-binding protein 1
Exons: 20
Coding region: 144-3620 (1158 amino acids)
Biological process (GO): regulation of DNA-templated transcription
Molecular function (GO): protein binding
Source: RefSeq, a predicted model, not a curated record
UGUGAGGAAGGCGACCAGUCAGGAUCUGGCUAACAUCACUGGGGCCUGAUCGCCUUGCCUGAAGAGCGGAGCCUUCCCCGGCUGAGGGCUGAGAGUGUCCUCCAUGUUUUAUAAGUGUUGACAUAACAUUGUGUCAGGCAGCCAUGCAUCCACAGAGUCUGGCUGAGGAGGAGAUAAAGGCAGAGUCUGAUGUGGUAGAGGGGAUGGAUGCUUCUGUGCGAUCCAAAGUUCCUGAUCCACCAGGGUCAGCAGAACGAACAGCAGCGCCACAGAAGCGAAAGAUGUCGAGUCCCACACAUUCCUCCAAUGGCCACUCUCCUUCAGAUACCUCCCCCAGCCCUGUCAAGAAAAAGAAAAAGCCAGGGGCCAUGAACAGUAACAACAAAGACCAGUCAGAGCUAAGACAUGGUCCCUUUUACUAUAUGAAGCAGCCAGCACUCACCACAGACCCUGUUGAUGUUGUACCGCAGGACGGCAGGAACGACUUCUACUGCUGGCUGUGCCACCGCGAGGGCCAGGUGCUCUGCUGUGAGCUCUGCCCCAGGGUGUACCACGCCAAGUGCCUCAAACUACCAGCCGAGCCCGAGGGCGACUGGUUCUGUCCAGAGUGUGAGAAAAUAACAGUUGCUGAAUGCAUUGAAACCCAGAGCAAGGCAAUGACAAUGCUAACAAUAGAUCAGCUCUCAUACCUGCUGAAAUUUGCACUUCAGAAGAUCAAACAGCCUGGGACGGAGCCUUUUCAGAAGCCCGUGUCUUUGGAACAGCACCCGGAUUAUGCAGAGUACAUCUUUCACCCUAUGGACUUGAGUACUAUAGAGAAGAAUGUCAAAAAGAAAAUGUAUGGCUGCACUGAGGCAUUUCUUGCUGAUAUAAAAUGGAUCUUACACAACUGCAUCAUCUAUAACGGAGGUAAUCACAAACUAACAGCAACUGCAAAAGUCAUUGUCAAGAUCUGUGAACACGAGAUGAAUGAGAUCGAGGUGUGUCCUGAGUGCUACCUGUCUUCAUGCCAAAAACGAGACAACUGGUUUUGUGAGCCAUGCAGUCAACCCCACCCGCUGGUCUGGGCUAAGCUAAAGGGGUUUCCCUUUUGGCCAGCAAAAGCACUUCGAGAAAAGGACGGACAAGUAGACGCACGCUUCUUUGGGCAACAUGACAGGGCCUGGGUUCCCAUUAACAACUGCUACCUGAUGUCCAAAGAGAUCCCUUUCUCUGUAAAGAAAACGAAGAGCAUUUUUAACAGUGCCAUGCAAGAGAUGGAAGUCUACGUAGAAAACAUACGCAAGAAAUUUGGAGUCUUUAACUACGCACCGUUUCGCACGCCCUACACCCCCAACAACCAGCUACAGAUGCUGCUGGACCCCUCCAAUCCCAGUGGUGGGCCUGUGAAAACAGAGAAACCAGAUAAACUUCGCUUUAACUUUGAUAUAAACUCAUCUCCUAAGUUGAUCCUGAGCAAGACGUCAACACCCAGCGCUAUGAGUCGGCGGGCCUCAAUGACGGACAUGCCCCGGUCUCCCAUGAGCACCAACUCCUCGGUUCACACAGGGUCUGAUGGAGAGCAAGACACGGAGAAGACCAACAGGAAUCCUGCUUUACACUACAGCACAGGGGAGGAGUCGAUGGACUGCACUGCAUCUCCUGUCUCAGGGAAGUUGGGACCAGCUAGCAGUGUGACAGGCAGUCCAAAGCCCUUUAACUCUGGACUGGUUCCCAAGCAGGAACGGACUGCAGGGACAGGAGGCAUUCUUAACCUCAACCUUGAUCGAGUGAAGGCUGAAAUGGAUCUGAAGGAGCUAAGUGAGACUGUGCUACAACAACAACAGCAGCAGCAGCAGCAGCAAACAGCAUCAACAACUGUUGCUACUCUGAAAAGACCCAUCCGGAGUCUGGACAAAACAAUCGAAAGCUGCAAGGCCCAGCUCGGAAUUGAUGAGAUCUCUGAAGAUGUGUAUAAAGAUGUGGACCACAGUGACUCUGAAGACUCUGAGAAAUCAGACUCAAGUGACAGUGAAUAUCUCAGUGAUGAAGAUCACAAGCCAAAGAGCAUUGCACCAGAGGAAAAGAGCAAAGUGGAAAGAAAGAAGUCCAAGGGAAGCACGGAGGGAGAGAUUAAGGAGGGAGUUGCAGGGACCGGGGAUAAAGCCACCUCUGAACCUUUGCUCAAAGAGAAGCAGGGCAGCAGUGGUCCAGAUAAGGAUUUGCAAGAAAAGCCCAAGACGCCCCAGUCUCAGCCCCUCACUGAAAAGCCUAAACUUUCAGAGGAGGGCAAAGCAGCAGCAUCAGUGGCUGAGCAGGACUCGGACUCAGAAAGGGAGCUUGUCAUUGACCUGGGAGACGAACAUGGAGGCCGCGAAUCAAAGAGGCCGAGAAGAGAGCAGGGCUCCUCUGCUGCCAAAACUCUCAAAGAGUCUAGUGCUGCCAAGCUGGAAGGUAAACAGCCUUCUGCAGCAUCAGGUGCCUCAGCACGAGAAACUGCCUCCAACCUCAAAGACUCCUCGCAGCCUUCUAUCACAGGAGCACUUAACCUAGUUUCUAGUGCGUCCUCCGGUCAGCCCAGUGUCGCCACAACUACCAGUGGAUCUACCAGUUCCUCUUCACCUGUCUCCACGACGUCCCCAGCACCGACAGCUGUAAAGAAACAGCGCCCACUGCUGCCUAAAGAGACUGCUCAGGCUGUGCAGCGGGCUGUCGUUUGGAGUCCAACCAAGUUUCAGACAUCGUCCCAGAAGUGGCACAUGCAGAAGGUUCAGAGGCAGCAGCAGCAGGGAGAGCAGCCGCCAGCUGUGCAGACGCAGGCCCAGAGUCCGGUGCAGACACGCAGUCCGCAGCAGCCGCAGUCACAGCAGAACUCGUCCUCCAGCACUCGAUAUCAGACCAGACAAGCAGUCAAAGUCCAACAGAAAGACUCACCUCAGAGUGCGUCCUCAUCAGCAGCUGGACAGCUCACAUCUGCAAGCUCCUCUUUUGUGUCGGGGGACCUUCAGAUCCCUACAGUCUCAGCAGAUGUAGCAGCAGAUAUUGCCAAAUAUACAAACAAAAUCAUGGACACAAUAAAAGGGACAAUGACUGAAAUCUACAAUGAUCUUUCUAAAAGCACAUCUGGAAACACAAUUGCAGAGAUUCGAAGGCUGAGGAUAGAGAUUGAAAAGCUCCAGUGGCUGCAUCAACAAGAGUUGUCUGAGAUGAAGCACAACUUGGAGUUAACAAUGGCAGAAAUGAGACAGAGUCUGGAGCAGGAAAAAGAACGCUUGGUGGCUGAGAUGAAAAAGCAGAUGGAGUUGGAAAAGCAGCAGGCGGUGGACGAGACCAAAAAGAAGCAGUGGUGUGCAAACUGCAGGAAGGAGGCCAUCUUUUACUGCUGCUGGAAUACGAGUUACUGUGAUUACCCCUGCCAGCAAGCCCACUGGCCUGAACACAUGAAGUCCUGCACACAGUCAGCCACAGCGUCGCAGCAGGAAGCAGAGACGGAGCCCAACUCGGACCCUUCGGUCAAACCAUCAGGCCACUCUCCUGCCACACAGUCACUUCCUACAUGUACAGGAUCAAUAUCAGACAGAAACAGCUCUCCCACAUACAUAGACAAAAGCAAGGACAGUGCUGGUGUUACUGUGACCUAACUGCUACACUACAGGCACAUUGUGUAGCCAGUGUGGGGCAACUGGCCUCGAACUCGGUGCUUGAAGGCCUGCAACUUCGUGACAAAUCACUUAGAUUUAUUUUUUUUCCAUUCUCAUUUGUACGGUAUAUCUGCUUGAUGGACAGUUUAUGGUUUUCAUUCUCAUUUUCUACAUCUGUGUUGAAGUCAAACCAUCAUCAUGAAAGAAGCGUGUCUUGUUGAGAAACAAAAAGUUUUCAUUUAGUAGUUUUGUGUUCCGUGUUAGCCCUGUUAUCACUGUUUCAGCUCCAAGCAAAGAUUGUAUGAACCUGCAGGAUAUUUUCUACAUCGUCGCUUUCAAUGCUGCUCUGAAACUCCUC